AUCAAGUUCAAGGAUGCAAUUGGGCGGAAGUUCAAUUUCCCAUUUGACCCGUGUAAAACUUGGCCAAGUAUGAAAGCGCUAAUACGGGAAGCUUUCCUACAUAUCGAAAUCAUUGGCAAUCAUGUUGUAGAAAGCCAUUAUAAUCUGCUUGGAUCAGAUGGGGGGAUUGUUCUGCCCACUCUUUGGGAAGAAUUGAUCGAACCUGGUUGGUCCGUCUCUAUGCACAUGUGGCCUAUGCUGGAGUCCCCCCCUCCGAACGUGGGCCAUUUCCUCCUGGGCCUCUUAGAAGCCAUCCCCAAGGCCUCGCCAUUCCCCUUCAACCAGGGCCAUCACCCAGGCACCAGCCAAGGCCUCCUCAUGGACCUCCACCUCCUUCAGCCCCGAAUUGGCUAA
This is a messenger RNA of Hyaloscypha bicolor E, 393 nucleotides long. RefSeq lists its product as uncharacterized. The record is from RefSeq and is a predicted model, not a curated record. The transcript has 2 exons. The annotation marks the transcript as partial. NCBI's taxonomy places the organism in Eukaryota, Fungi, Ascomycota, Leotiomycetes, Helotiales, Hyaloscyphaceae.